Messenger RNA from Leptomonas pyrrhocoris, 1220 nucleotides. Its product is annotated as farnesyl pyrophosphate synthase. The record is from RefSeq and is a predicted model, not a curated record. Gene Ontology annotation, cellular component: cytoplasm. NCBI's taxonomy places the organism in Eukaryota, Euglenozoa, Kinetoplastea, Trypanosomatida, Trypanosomatidae. Gene Ontology annotation, molecular function: dimethylallyltranstransferase activity; (2E,6E)-farnesyl diphosphate synthase activity. Gene Ontology annotation, biological process: trans, trans-farnesyl diphosphate biosynthetic process. The transcript has a single exon. Bases 120 to 1220 code for a protein of 366 amino acids.
GUCACAAAUUUCCCUAAUGGGCUUAUUGUGAUUUCUCCCCUUAGUGCUCAUCAUUACCGUUAUUCUUCACACCAAAAAUACUUCCUCAAGCUUUCUUUUCUUUUUCUUCGCUCUCAACGAUGUCUGCAGGCAUUACCCACAUGGAUCGUUUUAUGCGCGUGUACGCGGAGGUGCAGGAGUUUCUUCUCGGCGACGCCGUAGGGCGCUUCGAGUUGGACGAGAACCGCAAGCGCUACCUGAAGCAAAUGAUGGACACCACCUGUCUCGGCGGCAAGUACAACCGUGGCAUCUGCGUCGUGGACGUUGCGGAAGCCAUGGCGAAGGACAGCCAAGCGGACGCGGCGACGACGGAGCGUGUCCUGCACGACGCCUGCGUGUGCGGGUGGAUGAUUGAGCUGCUGCAGGCCCACUUCCUCGUCGAAGACGACAUCAUGGACCACAGCAAAACCCGUCGCGGCAAACCGUGCUGGUACCUGCACCCGGGAGUGACGACGCAGGUGGCCAUCAACGACGGCCUCAUCUUACUGGCAUGGGCCUCGCAGAUGGCGCUGCACUACUUCGCGGACCGCCCCUUCCUCGCGGAGGUGAUGCGCGUGUUCCAUGAUGUGGACAUGACCACAACCCUUGGCCAGCUCUACGACGUGACGUCGAUGGUGGACUCGGCGAAGCUGGACGCGAACGUGGCCCACGCGAACACGACGGACUACAUCGAGUUCACCGUCUUCAAUCACCGCCGCAUCGUGGUGUACAAGACUGCCUACUACACCUACUGGCUGCCGCUCGUCAUGGGGCUGCUGGUGAGCCAGACGGUGGAGAAGGUAGACAAUGAGGCUACGCACAAGAUCGCCAUGCUCAUGGGCGAGUACUUCCAGGUGCAGGACGAUGUGAUGGACUGCUUCACGCCACCGGAUAAGCUGGGCAAGAUCGGCACCGACAUCGAGGAUGCCAAGUGCUCGUGGCUCGCCGUCACGUUUCUGGAGACGGCGCCUGCGGACAAGGUCGCGGAGUUCAAGGCGAACUACGGCUUUGACGAUGCGGAGAAGGUCGCCGUCAUUAAGAAACUCUACAGCGAGGCAAACAUGCUCGACCGCUUUUCCAAGUACGAGGAAGGCGUCGUGGUAGAGGUGGAGAGGCUGCUCGCGGCGCUGGAGACGCAGAACGUCGCGUUCGCGCGUAGUGUGAAGGUGCUGUGGAGCAAGACGUACAAGCGCCAGAAGUAA